This is a messenger RNA of Cloeon dipterum, 1724 nucleotides long. RefSeq lists its product as uncharacterized. NCBI's taxonomy places the organism in Eukaryota, Metazoa, Arthropoda, Insecta, Ephemeroptera, Baetidae. The coding region runs from base 68 to 376 and encodes 102 amino acids. The transcript is spliced from 2 exons. The record is from RefSeq and is a predicted model, not a curated record.
CGGGGGCGCAGACUCGUUGCUCGCGCUGCUCUCUCGGCUCAGUUUCAGUCGGUCCAGCGCGCCCGCCAUGGCUCCACGUCUCCUCCUCGCCCUGCUCCUCUUCACUGUUGUGGCGAGCUCCAGCGGCGAGCGGGGCCGAGAAAUCCGGCGCCGCGUGCGGGUGACGACGACAACGACGCCGGUGCCGUCGGCGACGGCGUCCGAGUCGGUCGUCAACGACGACAAGCAGAUAUGCGAGGGCGAGCCCGGCUGCGAGUGGAGCUGCAACCGGGACCAGCCGGACCCCAACACCAACUGCAUGUGCUCGUGCGCGGCGCCUGACCCGCCCAAGGAGGACCACCAGUCCAGCUACGACGGCUCCUACUUCGGCAAGUGAGCCAAACGGACACACGACGUACGCAUUCCUACAACGAGACCAGCAAGCUUUGUCGAAACAACACGCCCUUUCGGACUUUGCCAGCCUACAAAUGACCUGUCCUGACAUCGUAUGAUUACACGCAUUAGGCCUAAGUGCGGUCCUAAUUUUACUUUUGUUGUUGAUUUUUUUUUUACUAAGGAGGAAAAUGUGCUGCAUCAAAAUGCGAUUCCGUGUACACGCCUGCAGGCAGGUUGUAAAUAAAUUUGAUAACGGCAUGAAUAUUUAGCGUAAAUGAAUAUAUGAAUGAAAAUUAGCAGUUUUAUCGACCCGAAUCAUAGUUUUCGUUCAAACCUUUGCAGACCAGCCUGUCAAGUCGGCAUGCACCCCUCGUAAUGUUAAGGUACGGUGCUGAAUUUUGGUUUAAAAAUUUUGUUAUGUGUGAUUUAAGGGAAGCGCAAUAAUGAUUUAAAGCGUAGCAUAUUUUCUUUGGCCUCCGAGCCAUGCUGGUUGGGCCGAUGUUCUGGCAAAAUCCUCGACGGCGAGACGUGGAAAAUUACGUGUAGAAUGGGACUCUUAGCGAAGCAGACGAGAGGUGAGGAUGGGUGCUACCGACCAAUAUAUUUAGCAAACUUUGAAUCCACCCCCAGCAAAGUGUUCAGCAAUCUACCCUGAUGCAUAAUUUUAAAAAUUGCGAGCCAUUGUAUUACAAAAAGAGUUGAAUCAGAGGACGAAAAAUAAAAUUGAAUCCCCGUUAAUCCAUCGAAACACACGCCGAAUUACCUGAAUUGAACAACUCUGCAAAUUUGAAUCCAGCCCCAUUCGCUUUUCGGUGAAUUUAAUACAAACAAACUCUAUGGUUUCACGUAGUUGAUUGGAAGAAGUUGAACACGGUUCUUUUCUAAAACGAAAAAUGUGACAAGCAUUAAUGGUUAAAAAGGCAUCAAAUAUUUUGUUAAUAUAUCAUAUUAGAAGUGAUACUAAAUGGUAAAUUAUUAAACAGAUACACUUAGGCGCGCGCGAUUAAAUAAAAUAAAGUUCUGAAUCAUAUGGCAUUUAGGUGCGUAGUGUAGCCGCAAAAUCACACUCUAUCUGCUGUAUCUAAAGUUUUUAGUCAUCGGUUGACCUUUUCCAUACAAAAAGGCCUAUGCAAGCUUAUUUUUAAUAAAUAAGAGGCGAACGCUAUAUAAUAAUAAUUGCUGAUAUUAUGGUAUCAAGAUUUUUUGCGUGCGAUUUUGUAUCGAGUUGAGGUGAGGUUGUUUUAAUUGUGCGGGAGAAAUAAAUAUGACCUUGGAGUGGUAAAGAAGAGAAUGCUGCGAAUGUAGAAUUGGGAAUAUCAAAUAAAACUGAAGGUGCAUUACUGCAAAAA